This is a messenger RNA of Haemonchus placei, 918 nucleotides long. Lineage: Eukaryota; Metazoa; Nematoda; Chromadorea; Rhabditida; Trichostrongylidae. The record is from the annotation of a GenBank genome assembly.
GAGGCGUUCGUGAGGUUCACUUAUUUUUACUGUUUCUUCCACCCGGUCAGCGGUGGUGACGGUCAUGAGAUUGGCAAUAGAAGGCGGUUUGCUGCUGUCGUGGAGAUGGAAAUAUUUCUAUUGUUGUGCAAUUUCUUUAUAUAUAGCCAAUUGAUGCUUUACUUCGAUGCAGAUGACCGUGACAAAUACGACAAAAGAUUCGCUGCAAACUUCACUGGAUCGAAUCGAUCGUUCAAAAUAGCUUUGGUGUCCGAUAUCCAUGCUGGCGCGAGUGUCUAUAGAGAACAGGUUUCUAAGGUAGCUGAUAAACUUCUUGAUCUACACGUUGAUGCAGUUGCACUAGUAGGAGAUAUGGUUGAUGGCCCAUUAAUGAACAUAGAAGACCUGGAGCCUCGCACUCCUUGGUUGAAUUCUUUUCCCUUUUUCCAUCACUUUUGGAAUCAUGAAUAUUACUACGGAAAUGCCAUGGAGUGGUUCCAUGAAUAUGAUCGUCGUAGAGUUCGUGUGCUUGAUAACAAGUGCGAUAUGUUUCAUGGCAUUUGCUUUGUGGGUGUUAACGAUUUUUCAAGUGGAAAUUCAGGAAUACGUGGUCAUAGCAUGAACCUUACUGAAGCUAUGCAAAACUGUAGCGAGGGCUCGUCACGGAUUGUACUGUCUCACAAUCCAGCAAGUGUGAAAAGCUUUUCUGCCGAAGACUUGGAGAAAGUCGAUGUGGUUUUGUCAGGUCAUACCCAUGCUGGUCAAUACUAUGUUCUCGUGCCGAUAGUGUCAUGGUUACUGCCCUAUUUUCACGGUCUUUACGACAUUGGACACGGAAAACUUUUUGUUUCCGCCGGCACUCUCUACCAGGGAGCACCCAUGAAAAUGUUAUGGAUGUCAGAGAUAUGGGUAGUUCACUUAGUGAAGGACAAAAGUUAA